AUGGCAAGCCGAGGCAACCAAAGUCGUUCUAGCGAUGAAGAACCUCGUAGAGAGCGAGAUCUUCGCGACAUAGAGAAUGAUGAGUUGCGGCGGCAAGUCCAAAAUCUUACCGAAAGGUUGGCUCGUUAUGAGCAAAACCCGAGUGAAGAGGAGGGCGGCACCACUGAAGAAGAUCGCAACACCUUCCGUGACCAAAGUUUACGUCGUGACAUCAAGGUAGACAUUCCUGAGUUUGAAGGAAAAAUGCAACCCGACAUCUUUCUAGAUUGGCUUAACACUGUUGAGCGAAUCUUUGACUACAAAGAGGUCCCCGAUGAGCUUAAAGUGAAGAUUGUAGCCAUCAAGCUUCGAAAGCAUGCAUCAAUAUGGUGGGAGCGCCUCAAGUUGCAAAGAGCAAAGGAGGGCAAAACCAAGAUUCGUACUUGGAAGAAAAUGAAGAAAGAGCUUCGCAAAAAGUACCUUCCCGAAACUUACCUUCAAGAUGCAUUUCUCACUAUGUAUCAAUUCACUCAAGGGAUGCGAACCGUGGAGGAGUACACUGAAGAGUUCGACAAUCUUAUGGUUCGUUGUGGUGUAGCAGAGGCCGAAGAGCAAACAAUAGCUCGUUACCUUAGCGGAUUGAGGCAUGACAUCCAUGAUAUGGUACACCUCCAUUCUUUUAUUUCUCUUAAUGAUGUUAUUAAACUUGCUACUAAGGUGGAACGCCAACUUCAACAACGGCGAGAAAAGGGUUUAACAAAUGCUCCUGGAGGCCGAAAUUUCAAGCAUGAGGGCAUUCCUAACCGGGGGAGUGCAUCGCAAUCUCAUUCAUCUUCUACAUCUAAGCCAACCACGAUGGUGAAAAAAGAUGCUUCAUCUUCUUCUCGGCCAACAUCAUCUCGACCUCAAUGUUUCAAGUGUUCUGGCUAUGGGCACAUUGCUUCUGAGUGUCCAAAUAGAAGAGUGGUUUCUCUUGCCGAAGAAAGUGAUAGUGAAGAAAAUGAGUCAGAUUCUAUAUAUGAUGAAAUUGAAGGAGACAUCACAUAUAGUGAUCAUGGUGAAGCUCUUGUGGUCCGUCGAACCCUGAAUUCAAUACGAAGCGAAGAUGAUCACAUGUGGCUCCGGCACAAUAUCUUUCAUACUCGAUGUACGGCUCAUGGCAAAAUUUGCAAUGUUAUUAUCGAUGGAGGAAGUUGCGAGAAUUGCGUCUCAAUGGAGAUGGUGGACAAGUUGAAACUCAAGACAAAACCUCACCACCACCCAUAUUCUCUUUCUUGGCUCAAGAAAGAAAAUGAGGUAAAAAUUUCCCAACGUUGCCUUGUUCAAUUUUCAAUUGGAAAAAAUUACCAUGAUGAAAUAUGGUGUGAUGUGGUUCCUAUGGAUGCUUGCCAUUUACUUUUGGGGAGGCCAUGGUUAUUUGAUAGAAGGGUUGUUCAUGAUGGAUACAAAAAUACUUAUGCAUUCUUGAAGGAUGGUGUCAAAAUAACCCUUAGGCCUUCAAAAAUGGACAACACACCCAAACCCAUUAAGGGAGAGGGAAGUACCUUUUUGUCCAUGGCAGAGUUUGAAGUUGAAAUUCGAGAAGCCUCCCAAGCAUAUGCUCUUAUAGUGGUGGAAUCUAAUCCAGAGGGCAAUUUAUUGCCACCCAAGAUUACUUCUUUUUUGCAGGAAUUCCGAGAUGUGACUCCCCAUGAAAUUCCUUCUGGACUUCCACCAAUGAGAGAAAUCCAACAUUGCAUUGAUCUUAUGCCAGGUGCAAUUUUACCAAACAAGGCGGCAUAUAGAAUGAGUCCCAAGGAGCAUGAAGAAUUGCAAAGACAAGUGAACGAGUUGGUGGCCAAAGGCUUGGUACGUGAAAGCAUGAGUCCAUGUGCGGUUCCUGCCUUACUUGUCCCCAAAAAGGAUGGAACAUGGCGCAUGUGUAUUGAUAGCCGAGCUGUUAACAAGAUCACCAUCAAAUACCGUUUUCCUAUCCCUCGGCUAGACGACAUGUUAGAUCAACUUGCCGGCGCUUGCAUCUUCUCCAAGCUUGAUCUUCGAAGUGGCUAUCAUCAAAUUUGCAUGAGACCGGGUGACGAAUGGAAGACGGCAUUCAAGACAAGAGAUGGACUAUAUGAAUGGCUUUGUGAUGCCAUUUGGGCUCUCUAA
This is a messenger RNA of Phoenix dactylifera (date palm), 2127 nucleotides long. The record is from RefSeq and is a predicted model, not a curated record. Lineage: Eukaryota; Viridiplantae; Streptophyta; Magnoliopsida; Arecales; Arecaceae.